CGUCCCCACCCCGCCAACAAUCCUACUUCCUGGACCACUCUGACUAGACAAGUCCAAGUCCGGUCCCAAGCCAGACUCUGAGGGCGGGGGUCCCGUCAAGCGUCUUCCAAUUCCCAAGCGCUUUGUUCCUACUAAGCGAAACCAGGCACUUUUUGAGUCACCCAAAAAGCGUGAUCACACAGCCGGGCAAUGAGAACGAGAAAGGAUAUUCUUCUUCUGCAUACUCCAGGAUUUUCCCUUUGUCCCGGCUCCAUGAACGCACUUCCCGUCCCCAUGCCCCAGCACUCGCACAAUUCCCUGUUCCAUUUUUAUUUUCCCUGCAGCCCUCGGCGGCGCCCUCGCCCCCGGCCCACGGCUCCCAGAACCGAGGUGUUCGGGCCGGCCCCCGCCGCUCACCUGCGUCAGGUCCUCCUCCUUGAGAAGAUAAGACUCGCGGUGCUUGAAGCAGUUCUGACACUUGCUCUUCUGGAAGAUAUUGGCCCGGAAUUUCCUGCACGGCUUCUCCUUGGCCGCCGACACAGUCGGCGCCGCGGCAGCUCAAGCCAGGCCGGCGCUGAGCUUCCGGCGGGUUUGGGGCUCAGCGCGGCCGCCGCCGCGUCCCUCGCCGACCCCGCCGCAGGCCCAGCCCAGCCUCCUCCCCGGCGGCUGGCUGCACGCGCCGAAGCUCCUGCGCCGUCCGGGUCUCACAGCGCGCACAACUCCCCGCGCCCGCCUGCACAGCCGCGCCCGGACGCCGCCGGCCCAUGGACGCGGCCUCGGGCCUGUUGCCUCCGGUCGCCUCUCAGGCGCGAUUCGCCGCAGGCCCAGCUCAUCCGCGUCGCAGCCGAAACCCUGGACGCCAAGCAGCAGCUGCAACUAGCAACGGAGCACCCCACGCACUGCACCGAGCGCGGGAGGAGACUGAGGAGCAGAGAAGUAAUAGCGGGUAGCGUUUCAAGGGAUGACUAAGAGAAGAUGUCCGCGGACUUGAAGAGCGUCAGCUCCAUUAUGGGAGAUUAGCCAAGGCUGACUCUCUGCCAGGUACUGAGCUAGGCAUUCUUUCCCCAGUGAUGUGCUUGAGGAAAUGAAGGGUCAGACACCUGGAGUAAUUUGUGCAGGAUCACUCUGCUAGGAAGGGGCUGAGCUGUCACUCCCGUCCUCCCCUGUCCAGCUUCCUGGCCAAACCUGGAGAAGGCUGUCAACGGCUCAGGCAGAAGGUUGCAGGAGCCCAGAGGCGGGGGAGAUGUGCUCUUUAGAAAACUUAGGUUGGCUUCAAGGAGGAGGGGACUUCAGGAUUCAGUACAGUAACGUACAUUACAGGUUUGUAUCCUAGGGGUCAUAGGCCAUACCAUAUAGCCUAGGUGUGCUGUAGGCUAUACCACCUAGGUUUGUGUAAAUGCUAUGAUGUUAGCACAAUGGCGAAAUCACCUAAAUCAUUAUUUACUAUAUAUGGAAUGCUUUUUUUUUAAGGAGCAAAAGUUUCCUUUCAGUGGGAACUA
Molecule: messenger RNA, 1478 nt
Organism: Callithrix jacchus (white-tufted-ear marmoset)
Lineage: Eukaryota; Metazoa; Chordata; Mammalia; Primates; Cebidae
Source: RefSeq, a predicted model, not a curated record